AUGCGACUGAAGGGACACCUGUUCAACAUCAUCGCCGUCUACGCCCCCACACUGAAUGCGCCUGAGGCAGAUAAGGAGCAAUUCUACGCUGACCUCCAGAGAGCAGUUGGAUGGGUCCCUGCCAGAGAUCUCCUUCUGGUAGCAGGGGACUGGAAUGCAUGCACAGGCCCCGCCGACCCAACCAACAGACAUGUGCUUGGACGUUUCGGUCUGGGGACACGCUGCAAAAAUGGAGACCGCCUUGUUAACUUUGACUCGACGAGUCGCCUCGUGGUCUCCAACACCCGUUUCCAGCAUCCAAGGCGCCACCUCAUCACGUGGAGGUCUAAUGAUGGACACACGGCCAAUCAAAUCGACUACAUCCUGGUUUGGUCGCGAUGGGCAAGCUCGGUCCUCAAUUGCCGGGCAUUUAGAGGAGCCGAUACAGGAAGCGAGCACGGCUCAGACCAUGCCCUGGUUCGUGCAACUCUUCGCCUACGUCUCCAGGCCAGACGACCCAACGGACGACCAAAACGUCUAGAUGUCACUAAACUCAAAACGGCAGCAGGGACGAACUUCCGUAUCGACCUGCAAAAUCGUUUUGAGUUGCUCCAAGAGACCAUUGAUCAGCAGCCUGAGCGGGAGUGGCAGACCCUUAAGAAGGCUAUGGUGGAGGCAGCUCAUCUCCAUCUUGGCUUCACAAAACAUCGCCAACGUGACUGGAUGACAGGUGCAACGCUUGAGCUUGCCGAGAAUGCGAGAAGAGCGUGGAUUGCGAAAGCUCGAAACUAUCGCAUUCUUCGGCGCCAACUGAGGGAGGCCAUUAGGACCGAGAGCAAUGCGCGCUGGAGCAAGGUAGCCGAGGAGGCCGAGAGAGCAUCUGCAUGUGGAGACACACGCAAACUCUACCAGCUACUGAAACAGGCUAAUCGGGGCGCCUAUUGGACAUGGCGACACGCUUCUUGCCGGAGAUGGAUCGAUCCUAACCGAAGUCGCUGA
Molecule: messenger RNA, 978 nt
Organism: Acanthosepion pharaonis
Lineage: Eukaryota; Metazoa; Mollusca; Cephalopoda; Sepiida; Sepiidae
Source: the annotation of a GenBank genome assembly